Petromyzon marinus (sea lamprey) is the source of this 3680-nucleotide messenger RNA. RefSeq names its product transmembrane protein 235-like. The record is from RefSeq and is a predicted model, not a curated record. Gene Ontology annotation, cellular component: apical plasma membrane. Lineage: Eukaryota; Metazoa; Chordata; Hyperoartia; Petromyzontiformes; Petromyzontidae.
GCAGGGCGCGGUGCUGGCCACCCGCCUCCUCGUGCUCUGUUGCCGGCCUUUUGUGGGCGCUCGCUCACAGCAACUUGCUCCUACGGUCUGGUGAGGCUACACGGGGGAUCUUUGUCCGGAAAGAGGGGUGUCAGCAGCGUUGGGUGACGGAGCGCUCCUCCGCGGGACGCAGGGACGAUUUCUGGCGCCUCUCUGGACCCGUUUCGCCAUCGCCUCCGGAAUUCACUCCGCUUCACCCGGGGCUGUGUUGCCCUAUGAGCUGCGUGUGCAUGUUUUAAUUUCCACGGAAAUUCUUUUCCUGUUUGGUAUUUGAGGAGUGUUUUGUUGUUGUUGUUGUUCUGUUUCACGCUCUCCCCCGUGUUCCCACCACCUCCAAUCUCUUUCUAUACCACUCUCCCCCCCCCCAGCUCCCAUCACCUCCACUCCCUCAUUUUCAUUUUUGGUUCACGAGCUAUCCACCUGCUCGCAACGUCCCUAAUCUCUUUCCCCUUUAUUAACUAGCUAUAUUUAUUCUACACUGAAUCCGUAAAACUACAGUGACGGCAAUCAGUAGACCUGUUGUGACCUCACUCACGGAACCGUGUCAGUUCACCAAUGUCACCAGUUCGACAAGUGCAUCCAUCCAUCAAUUAGAUCUUUUUGUUGUUGUUUUACAUUUCGAGACAUUUAUUUCUGUCCCUUGGUUCUCUCCAUCACCUCUCUCCCUCUCCCCUCCCACUCCUCGCUAAGUCUCCACCCCAGCGUGUGUGUGUGUGUGGGGGGGGGCAUUAGCAGCUGCAUCAACAUCAGCAGCAGCUGCUGCUGCUGUUGCCUUCCUGCACGAGGUUGAUAAGAGCUGCUGCUGUUGCAGCUUGCUGCGCUGUUGAGAAGCAACCUGCCCUAUCGGUCGGGAUGAGGCCGUGUAGGAACGCCACUCUCCUGGUGGACUUGGCCGCCCUGUGCGGCAUCGCCAGCUUCGUGCUGCUCGCCUUGUCCGUGGGCACGGACUACUGGUACAUCAUGGACACGUCCGGCCUCGGGGAGCAGCUGGAAAUCGAUAAGCGAGAGGAACUCGGACUCACGCACAUGGGGCUGUGGAGGACCUGCACGGUCCACAGGGGUUGCCAAUCGCUCGUCAAUCCAUUUAGCAAGGAGGUGGAAUUGUACUCGGACUUCCAGCGGCAGAUCCCAGUGCUGGAGAAGGUGGUCGUCAUUGUGCUGCCAGUCAGCCUGGUCCUCAUGGUGUUUGGAGGGAUUUUCGUUCUCAUCAGCGCGCUCCUCAAUCACUACUACAUGAUCUGCUUUGCUGGGAUUUACUUUAUCUUCGGAGCCUCCGUCACGCUGGUGGGAGUGAGCGUGUACUGCGCCUACUCGCAGCUCGUCGCUCACACGGCGCAGCUCAUCAGCCCCGAGGUGCUGCAUGGCAUCAGCAUCGCAUUCGGCUGGUCCUUCCACCUGGCGUGGCUCUCUUGCGCCCUCGAGGCCCUCGCCGGGAGCCUCUUCCUGCUCUCCACCUGUGCCACGGCCGGGGCCCAAGACGCGCCUCGCCGUCCGAGCAGGUGGAGUUGCGGUGCUGCACCGCAUGACCGUGCAGCUGUGGAGGCGGAGGGAGGCAGCGAGAGAAGGCCAUAACGAAGAAAAGGGACCGCGUGCUCAUCCACUCGGCAGCCUCCACUGGCAACCAGAAAUCCGGCGGUCAUGAGAGCUGCAUAGCCUGAGAAGCACACGCCAUGAACCCAGCCUCCACCUCCCCCAAACUCCGCCAUCAUGGAACCAAAAGGCAUCUUGAUCCCCCAAGGUGUAGGCGAAGGCUUCUCCUCAACCUCCUUGAUGUAUGAAGAGUAGACUCUGCACACAGCAAUGCACACUGCAUUUAUUUAAUUAUGCUGCUUUAAGAGUUUAUGACAAAAGGUUAUGUAUAGAUCCUUAUCAGAAAAUGAUAACAAUUAUGGACAUUAAGGACACAUUUAUAGCAGCUAUAACAUUAUCUUUGUUAAUGCAUUGCAUGUACCACUAAAAUUGUCUUGUAUUCGUUUGUAGUUGUUGCAGUAAUUCUGUUUUAAUGUAUAGUGUAGCAUGGGCAAACAAUGGAGUUAUAUACAUAUUUAAUCGGAAUGGCAUUACAUCUGAUUCUGGUAUGCCAAUGCCUAAAAUGUAUCUCUAAGACGAGCUUUGUUUUAAAUCUAAACUUUAAAGUGUUGAUGUGAAGCUCCUGAAAAAAAACAUUAAUCUAUAAUAAUUUGCAGCCCUUUGUCAAUCCACUAUGGGGUUGUUUCACUAUAUUUUACUAGGUUGGUCAGUGUGACUGUGAAGACUGGUGGGCAAGACUGGUUCAUUCUAUAUCAUUUGUGUUAGCCUUGGCCAAGAAUUUAACUGGGGUAAUCAGGUUUGUCAUGCAGGGUGCAAUCCAUUGCUCAAGUGCUCCCUCCAUUGAGAAUAUGACACUGGAUAAAUUUUGCUCUUUUAUAGGCAACACAAUUGCUGCAAGGGUUAAAUUAUGUAGCAGAAGUCGUGAUAUAUGCACUGUAAAGCGAUAGCUGCAAUCUGAGAUCAAUAGCUCUGUGGUCUGAAAGGCCAUACUUUUCACUGUUAUAACUUUUCCCAAUAUAUAUGCACUGGGGGUUGCAUGCUUCAAUUUAAAAGGGCCAGGCUAUAAGUAACUUGAAAUAAUUGUGUGCAGUAAGCGGUUUACUCCAGCAUAAUUAUAUUGAGUGGCAACGGCCAGUCUACAGGGCAUUAUACAGCAAAGCUAUUGGUGAUGAAUGAUAAAACACGAUAUCGGAGAAAUGUAGCUUUGUUGACACAAAAUACAUUUUUUUUAGUUUUUUUGACAAACUAAUAACAAGAUGGUUCUGUAAUAAUAUUUCUAAACAUCUAUAUUUAAUUUUAGUAGGUACACACAUUUAUUUUGCUGCAAAAUGAAAUAAACCUAUUUCAGUCAGGGGAAUAAACCCAUUUAACAUUUAACUAUAUCAGAAUUCACGAUGAAAAUACAUUUCCAGCUGUUUGUGUAGCCAAAAUUAAAUGCGUUUAGUUCCACCUUUAACAUGUACAGCCCUUUUGUCAGUGCACUGAUGGAUGAUGGUCUCCCUAUGCCAUGCAUGCCAUAAGGGUUAUUUUACCAUACUUCCCCAUGCUGGUCAGUAACGGUUUGUGAAGUAGAGGAUCAUAGACAUGGAAGCAGACAAUAAAAUGGCUCUUGCUGCACUGCCCUCUACUGCCCAAUACGUAGCACCAUAUCCUUUUGACAAAAUGUUUGAGCAUGUCGCCGCAAUUGAAGCGAUAUCCAGGCUUCAAAAAGCAUAAACACCUUUUUAAAAUUACAUUAGCACAAUCAACAUGAAAGGGAUUAAUGAGCAACUGAGGACAGGAUCACAUUACAAUUAUCACUUUCUGAAAAUGUCACUCAGUACUCACCGGCAUUUGAAGUCACAAGAGCCUGCCACUAGCAAAACAUUAUUGGGAUGCCAGUCAAGGCUCAGCACUGUCGAUCGAAUCGGCUUCUUUAUGUGUUUGCUCACCCACCUUAAAAAUAUACAACAUUGAAUUAGGCAUGUAGCAUGUGCUGAUGUCUCCUGGGGAGAAGACAAUGUAGCAUCAUAAAGUAAUAGGGAUUUUGUGCUCUAUUUCUGUAUGUUGUUGACUACUGUGUGCAAGACAUGGCAACUAAAAACUUCUAAAUAAAUACUAACUGAAAAGCA